AAGCGAGAUUCAUAUUGGCUAUGGCUGCUCAAGCUUGUACCGGCUCUCAGCUUGGAGCUCUUUUGAGAAAGCGAAGCUGCGUUGGAAAGCCAUGGGAAGGAAAUCGAAUCAACACGAGGCGCCGUGGUGUGGCUUGUGCUGCGGUGGGUUGUAGCGAUUUGAUCCAAUUGGCUCCAGCGCUGGUAGCCGACGCAUCGUCCUGGAGUGCUGGGGAUUGGCUCAGUGGUUUGCUCUUCAACGCGGGCCAGGACGCAAACAGUGCGGUGCAAGGGGAAUUAUCGGCCCUCUCUCUGGCGAGCGUCGCAACCAUCUUUGGAGCGGGUCUUGUGACGAGCCUCUCGCCAUGCACGCUCAGCGUUCUACCAUUGACGCUCGGCUACAUUGGAUCAUCGGGGUCAGGGAAGAGUCAAGCGCAGAUCGCGGUGGAUGCUUUUGCAUUCUCGAUGGGAUUGGCGACAACGCUCGCGGUCCUGGGGAUUGUGGCAUCGCUCGCUGGAAAGGCUUACGGGCAGAUCGGGCAAGGCCUUCCAAUCGGUGUCUCCUGCUUGGCCAUGCUUAUGGGACUCAACCUUCUCGAGAUUAUUGAGCUGCAACUGCCAUCGUUCUUCGGAAACUUCGAUCCUCGCUCUGCUGCUGCCAAUCUUCCCACAAGUGUUCAGGCCUAUCUAGCCGGCUUAACGUUUGCUCUCGCGGCCUCUCCGUGCAGCACACCUGUUCUUGCGACUCUACUCGGCUAUGUCGCAGCUUCCCAGGACCCGGUGACUGGCGGUGCAUUGCUGCUUGUCUAUACAAGCGGCUAUGUCGCACCACUGCUACUCGCAGCAUCGUUUGCUGGUGCUCUUCAGCAACUUUUAGCGCUUCGGAAGUUUUCUGCAUGGAUCAAUCCUACCAGUGGAGCCUUGCUUCUGGGAGGAGGGCUGUAUACGUUUCUCGACAGAACAUUUCCAUCAUCAUCUAUGUCCUCAAUGAUGAUGAUGUAGCUUUUCUAUGGAAAAGAGAUAGAUCAUUUAAAAUUAAAGCUAGUGCUUUGUUCUAUUGGAACAAACCAUUAUAGCCAAUAAGAUUCCGCCAUGGUCUUUUGCUUCUAAAAA
Selaginella moellendorffii is the source of this 1091-nucleotide messenger RNA. RefSeq names its product cytochrome c-type biogenesis ccda-like chloroplastic protein. Gene Ontology annotation, cellular component: membrane. Bases 21 to 980 code for a protein of 319 amino acids. The transcript is spliced from 10 exons. Gene Ontology annotation, biological process: cytochrome complex assembly. The record is from RefSeq and is a predicted model, not a curated record. Lineage: Eukaryota; Viridiplantae; Streptophyta; Lycopodiopsida; Selaginellales; Selaginellaceae.